GGAACCUUGUCGCUCUGGUGAGAAACGUGUGUUGUUAUGUUGACUGCAAGCUAGUUAGGUGUUUACCUCCAAAGUAACACAAGGAAUGAUGGCUUCAAAUAAACUGGCUUCUUUUCGACUGCCCCCUCUUCCAACCAUUGGAGAGAUCAUCAAGCUGUACAAUUUGCGGGCGCAGAAACAGCUGUCUCAGAACUUUCUCCUGGACAUGAGACUCACAGAUAAAAUCGUGCGGCAUGCAGGCAAACUGAGGAACGCGCACGUGUGUGAAGUAGGCCCGGGCCCGGGAGGCCUGACCCGGUCCAUCCUCAGCGCCGGCGCCGCCGACCUGCUGGUGGUGGAGAAGGACACUCGCUUCAUCCCCGGGCUGAAGCUUUUGACAGAAGCCGCUCCGGGGAGAAUGAGGAUUGUUCACGGUGACAUACUUACCUACCGGAUGGACAGGGGCUUCCCUACACACAUAACCAGGAAGUGGGAGGACGAGCCGCCCAACCUGCACAUCAUCGGGAACCUUCCCUUCAACGUCUCCACUCCCCUAAUUAUCAAGUGGCUGGAGAACAUGGCCAACCAAGACGGCCCCUUCACCUUCGGACGCACUCAGCUCACCCUCACCUUCCAGAAGGAGGUGGCCGAGAGGCUGACCGCCAGCACGGGUAGCAGGCAGAGGAGCCGUCUGUCUGUGAUGGCCCAGUACCUCUGCACCGUCACCAACUGCUUCACCAUCCCAGGGCGUGCCUUCGUCCCCAAACCUAAGGUGGAUGUUGGGGUAGUCCACUUCACCCCGCUGCCCCAGCCCCAGAUCCAGCAGCCCUUCAAGCUGGUGGAGAAGCUGGUGAGGAACGUCUUCCAGUUCCGGAGAAAGCGCUGCCACCGAGGGAUCGAGAUGCUGUUCCCGGAGGCGCAGCGGCUGGAGCUGGCGGAGGCCAUGAUGCGGAGGGCCGACGUGGACCCCACCCUCCGCCCCACCCACCUCUCCAUCCAGGACUUCCAGGCCCUGGCCGACACCUACGCCGGCCUGUGCGCGGAGAACCCGGGCCUGAUCGCGUACGAGUUCCGAGAGGAGCUGAGGCAGAAACGUGGGCGCAAAGGGCUCCAGGAGGAGGAGGAGGAGGAGGAGGAAGAAGAUCGGUACUGACACACAAGGGCGCGGGGACACAGGAGGAGCUAACCACCUCGGUGAAGAAGGAUGCUAACGGCACGCUGCUCUACAGACCGACAGACUCAGCCGGCCGAGCCAUGAAUUUUCCAAGACGAAUAUUCCUUUUGUUUGCUGAAGGAGAGGGAAUGGCUGGCUGCAACAGGACUGCUGGUGAGAGAGGAGGAGAGAGGAUGGGGUUCCGAGAGAGACAGUGAGUCUCAUUCUAUGGCAAAAACACAGCAGGACUGCUGGGACAGUCAGCUGAGACUCGGAUUGUGUAUGUAUUAACUGGCGCACAUAGCGUGUGUUACAGCUGAUCCUGGUGCUGAAAUAGUUUGUCUGAAACUGAUCCCAGAGCAGUCGUUCAUGUGCUUGACUGCUCCUUCCCACUGAGGUCCUCGUCAUUUCGGUUACAACCUGCUAACUGAAUGCUGUUAAUCGAAUCGGUGUUUCAGACCUCGUGAUUUUCAGCUGCACGAUGUCUGUGAAGACAGAAGUGUGUUAGCUGGAGAUGAGUUUGUGGAGAUAAAAAGGGGAAAUAUUAGAAAUGUUAUAAUUAUUAGAAACAGUAUGAAUGUUUACAAUGUUUGGGAUGUGUUCAAUGAUACUUUUAAUGUUGUUUGUAUUGCCACAUAUUUGUAAAAAGCAGUGGGUUUUUUUAGGACAAAAAACCUCCAUCAGCCCACUCAUAUCUCUGCAAGGACUGAUAGCAGAUAACUGUCAAUAAGCAAUACAAAUUAGUAUUCAAUAAACAGCUCAGUCAAGCUCAGUUAAGAUGUGGGUUGGAACAGAACACCAGCGUGUGCAGCGGUAUUUUAGAACAGGGCCUGAAAAACACUGCUGCAAAAUUCUGCCGGUAAUUCGCCCUCCCUCAGAAAUCCCAGAAGAGCCAGGCCACGUGGGAGUUAAAAAAGCGAAAUUUUACGGACGGUUUAAAAUGAGAACGCGCUGAUGCUUUUCAGGCCAUGUAUCUCUCUCUGUCGUCGUUCUCUCACUAGGGAGCUAUGAGCGGAAAGGGGACGGAGAGUCGCCUUGGAAAAGUUGCGUGGACUAGAUUGGACCAUAGAAAUAGAUUUUAAAUGUAAUCUCGGCAAGAACCGUGUCUGCUAUUACAACUUUAAUUUUAAAGUUGGCUGACAACUUGGAGAGGCGCAAGUGUCAUGAAAAUAUAGGUACUCUGGUCCUCGAAAUAUGCUAUAAUGCUGAACGCAAACUGAAAUUGAAGUGAAGUGUCAGCAACUUACAAAUUCUGAACAAACAGGUUUAGAAAUAUUAUUUUGGGAGUAUUAUGACAAGACUGUCAGUCAGAAUGCCUACUGCGUUCAGAAAAUUGGUAUCAGGAGAGACCAUUACAUUUGCGUUUAAAAUUAAAGGGCAUUUACCAUCACAUCAAUAAAAUUAUGCUGACACACAGAAACAAGAGCACUUCAUUACACGAUUAAAAUAUUAUGAAUACAUUAUUCCAAACUGUCCAUUGUGAUGGUAAUGAAUGCUGGAGUAAUAACAUACAGCAAGCAUGAGAUUUUCAGACCCACUAUUUUUUGCAGGAAUAUAGAUUUAACUAUUAACUACGAUUUGCAGGAAUAUAAUUUAACGUAAAGUACAGUGGUGUGUAAGCGUAAGGAUUUAUGGUGAUCCUUGUUCAGUCAUGCAUGCAGAUUUAUAAGGGGAAGUUUUCCAGUUGAAGACUGCAGCACGAAAAUGCGCAAUGAGCUUUCACUCAUUUGCGAUGGUAUUAUCAUUGGAAUCUUUCAUCUCGUGUACCUUCAGUCCAUAUACAUGUGUAAUCUCGCUAAGAUCGCUAACAAAUACACAGCUAACACUCACUCAGACAGCUAAAAUCUGGGAUACUUCCAUGCAUAAUAACAUGCUGCCGUAAUGACACUUCGGGCUUUUUUGAAGCUGAUAUUCCUACUUGGUCCACUUGGAUUGCAGAAAAGUACAAUAUUUGUGGAAAACACAAAUCUUUAACCUAUUUAUAUGUCCUCAGUGAUGCA
Messenger RNA from Megalops cyprinoides (Indo-Pacific tarpon), 3132 nucleotides. RefSeq names its product transcription factor B1, mitochondrial (gene tfb1m). Gene Ontology annotation, biological process: rRNA methylation; transcription initiation at mitochondrial promoter. Lineage: Eukaryota; Metazoa; Chordata; Actinopteri; Elopiformes; Megalopidae. Gene Ontology annotation, cellular component: mitochondrial matrix. Gene Ontology annotation, molecular function: mitochondrial transcription factor activity; rRNA (adenine-N6,N6-)-dimethyltransferase activity. The record is from RefSeq and is a predicted model, not a curated record. The transcript is spliced from 8 exons. The coding region runs from base 86 to 1132 and encodes 348 amino acids.